CUCAACAAAACCCUUAAGAAAACUCUCACAUCCCUCGGUGGUUGCUGCUCGGCGGUGUUGCUGGUGGUUGCUGCUCGGCGUUUCUGCUCUGCGGUUUCUUCUCGGUGGUUGUUGAUCGGCGUGCAGUCGUUGCUUCUCUUCUACGCUUCUUUGCAGUGUUGCUGCUUCUCUUCUACGCUUCUCUGCGUAUUCAUAGCAGGACAAUAUGGUGAUCCUGCCACCGGUCAGAGCUCCAAGAAUCACCGAGUUUUUGAAGCCAUAUGUGCUAAAAAUGCACUUCACAAACAAAUUUGUCCAUGCUCAAGUCAUCCACUCUCCAACAGCUACAGUAGCUGCUUUUGCAAGCUCACAGGAAAAGGCCUUGAGACCGACCAUGGGCAUCACACGGGAUGUGUCAGCUGCUUCAAAAAUUGGGAAGAUUCUUGGCGAGCGCUUGCUUGCUAAGAACAUUCCUGCUGUUUCAAUCUUCUUGAAGAGAGAACAAAAGUAUCACGGUAAGAUUAAAGCAGUGGUUGAUAAUAUGAGAGAAGCUGGUGUGAAGUUACUUUAAAUUGAGGCUGAAGAACUGCAUUUACGGAUGAUUUAGGUUUCUAGAAGUUAGGUAUAAUGUCUGAAGCAACUCUUCUAUGGCGAUAUGAAGAAUGUAUCUGAAUCCCAGUAAUGAAUAGUAAGAAUCUGAUUGGAGCAUACUUUCCCUUUCAGAUAUUGUGGUAGAAAAAUGAAAUGUGGUUAUGCAUCAGCCUGUGUAUUGAAUUCAUUGGCAAGAUUGAACUCUCUUGCCUGUUUCCUUUCUGUUGAAUAAGAAGAAGUCUGAAAGUUGGUGGAA
Molecule: messenger RNA, 826 nt
Organism: Spinacia oleracea (spinach)
Lineage: Eukaryota; Viridiplantae; Streptophyta; Magnoliopsida; Caryophyllales; Amaranthaceae
Exons: 2
Coding region: 206-550 (114 amino acids)
Biological process (GO): translation
Cellular component (GO): ribosome
Molecular function (GO): 5S rRNA binding; structural constituent of ribosome
Source: RefSeq, a predicted model, not a curated record